This is a messenger RNA of Yarrowia lipolytica CLIB122, 621 nucleotides long. NCBI's taxonomy places the organism in Eukaryota, Fungi, Ascomycota, Dipodascomycetes, Dipodascales. The record is from RefSeq and is a predicted model, not a curated record.
AUGUGGAUUGCACGAAAGUAUUGUACAGCAUCUCACCGGUUCCGUACUCGGUUUGUUGCAGCAGUUAUUUGCGGCAGCUGGUCAAAGCAGUCUGUCCCAACUGUCAAUCUGUUGUUGGACUCUCGGAAUAGCUUCACGGACCAAUCUGAACACUUGAAGUCCAGUUGGACUCAGCUAGGCCAGUUGGAGCCCAGUUGGAGCCCAGUUGAAUUCCAGCUACAAGUACUACAACUGCGCAAUGACACAACUCACAAUCACUGCACCAAUGUUACUGGAACAGUCACAGACGGGCACAGAGAGACACAGCCAGACACAGACACAGACGCCGCAGUCAACACUCCUACUCUAGUCUCGCAAUCCUACUCCUGCGACCUCAAUACGGUCACCAGAGAAAGCUAUACGCUCACCAGGACCAGCUCUGACUUGAGAGAUGGACUCGAAUGUGGUAUGGAGGGUUGGGGAUUGGAAGAUGCUCUUUAUGACAAGUUGAAGUACUUCUGGCUCUGGUACCACAAGUUCAUAACAGUAGCACCACAGAUAACACCACAGACAACACCACAGACAACACCACAGACAACACCACAGACAACAUUGACAAGUGCAAUUGGCUGUCAAUGGUGA